Drosophila nasuta is the source of this 3560-nucleotide messenger RNA. Its product is annotated as TWiK family of potassium channels protein 7. The record is from RefSeq and is a predicted model, not a curated record. Gene Ontology annotation, biological process: stabilization of membrane potential; potassium ion transmembrane transport. Lineage: Eukaryota; Metazoa; Arthropoda; Insecta; Diptera; Drosophilidae. The transcript is spliced from 3 exons. Gene Ontology annotation, molecular function: outward rectifier potassium channel activity; potassium ion leak channel activity. Bases 403 to 3345 code for a protein of 980 amino acids. Gene Ontology annotation, cellular component: plasma membrane.
GUUCGAAACCAGACGACGUCGCAGCCGAGUGUGCGACGCGACGCGACGUGUGCUAGAAUAGAACAAGCAUAUAUAUAUAAUAAAUAUAUAUGCCAUAGAUAUAUACUAGGCAUUAGUCAACCCGUCGUAUGAAAUGAUAUAUUAUCUUUAUAUAUAUGUGAUAUUAAUGUGCAAAAAGGGAAAAUUCGCGUAAAUCGAGUGAAAAGGGUCGAAUGCCAGCUAUAAAAAGAAAAUUUGCAGGCAAAAGUGAUAUAAUUACAUUUUCAAAUACUUUUUCCAUACGGUCAAUUUGGUCAAAAUAUGAACACGAGUUAUAAAUAGAGCCAUGCGCUAGACACACACGCAUACACGUAAAACAUAAAACGAGAACUGAGUAUUGAGGAAAGAAAAAUUCUAUAGAAGAUGAUGGAGAAUGCAACUGAUGUGGCCUCUGGAGCUCGACAGCUGCGCCAUCGACGUCGUCCGGGUCGAAGUCAGCGGGAACAGACACCCGAUGCCAGCAGACAGGUGAAGCAGCGGGAUCGGGAUUGGGAUGAUGACGAGCAGCUAGAGCCGCAGGUUGUGAGCAUGCAGAUUCGUCCGCCGGGUGCGAUGUCCGCCCACGAGAGCAAGAUCUUGAGGCGUCGUGACAAGAACUUUGCCGGAAAUGCGGCACGCAGUCAAUCACAGCCGCGUGAGGCGGAGAAACUUAGCAGUCCCGAUGCCCAUCAGCUGAUCAAGCAUCGCAGUUUGUCCUCGCCACGUCACAAGGAGCUGGAGUCCAGCGAGAGUGAGCUGACAGGCAGCUCACAAUCGUACACAGCUCAACAGCAGCAGAUGCAGCGGGGAAGCAAUGCGCUUACCCGACUGGAGCAGAAUAUGCUUCGAUUCGAAGAUGAGCGACGUCGCUUCGAUGCCGAGAAGCGACUGUUUGAGCGUGAGAAACGCGAGCACAAGUUGCGUCAUCGUCAGCAGCUGGAUCAUGAGGAACGCAAACGUUUGCUGCAGAACUAUCGCAAGAUCAGCGACGGUUUUCAGUUGCCCCAAGACGAGGAGGAGCGUCGUCGCCUAGUGCAAAGUCUGCGGCUGCAACGCAACGAGGCGCCCACAGUGCGGCUUCGUAAUCGCAGCAGUGGCUACGAAGAAUCCUCAACACAGUUCAGUUCAUCGGAUGCGGACACCGCCGAGGAACAGCAUGCCAGGCUUAAGCCAACAAUGCGCAAGGUCACUGCACCUCCAACAGGUUACAUAGCUGCUCCGAUACGUGGCGCUCCACCGCCGCCACCCACACAACAGGUGGCGCCAAAGCCGCCCGAACGUCGUUCUGUGUCGCGAAAUAACUCGCUGUCGCCGGUGCGUCCUCAGCGACGCUCCAAGACUCCAGAGCAGCGUGCGGCAGCGGUCGAGGAAUUCAACCGCAAGCAGGAAUACGUGGAGGUGGGUGAAACUCCGCUGGCAACGCCGCUGAAGCCCAAGCUCAGCGAGGAGGAGCAACGCGCAGAGCUACGUCGUGCCUACGUUGAGGCGGCUGAGAAAGCCGCAGCGGCUGAGGCGGCGUUGGCUAGGAGUCUGGGUGUGGAGCGUGUGAGGCGCAGCAAUAGCCUCAAAGUGCCACAGGAGAGCGAGCAGAAGACGCAAGUGGAGACGAAGCGCAGUUCCAGUCUGGAGCGACCCAAACGAAGCAAACGUACGCCAAGCUUGGAGCGUCCCAAGUUGGAGGAAGUGUUGCCGGAAACUCAACCCGAAAGCAGCAAGGAGUUGCCAGCUGCAGAAGAAACAACUGCAGCUGAGUUGCAGCCACUGCCAUUUGUGGCAGAGGAGCAGCAACCAGAGAAGAAGCCAUCGUUGCUGCAACGUCUGAGUAAUCUGUUUAGACGCAAGCAACCAAUCGAAGAAUUGGAGCAAUCAAAUCAAGUCGCUGAUCCCGAGCAGCUUAUGUCGCGUGCAUUUCUGAGACACUUCCGCUUGGAGGCGGUUCACGAGUGGCGUCGCCUCAAGCUGGAUUAUCCCGUGCGCAUGGAGGAGAUGCGAAAGCUGCGCAACGAGUGCAUUGGACACCUCAUAUUGCUGAUGCUGUUGCUGGGAUUCGGAGGUCUGUUAUUUCGUUACACGGAGGGUGCGUCGGAGGACAUUUACAAAUGCGAGGUGCGCAAGGUGAAGCGCGACUUUAUCGAACAACUUUGGACUUUUAGUCACAAUUUAAGAGAGGAUGACUGGAAGUCCUUGGCUCGCCAGAAGUUGCGCAAGUUCGAGGAUGAGCUCAAUGCACUGGCCGAGUUGGGUCUGCGUCGAUUUCCCGGUCAGAAGUCCUUCAAUUUUGUCAAUUGCAUCAUUUACUGCUGGACCGUCAUCACAACAAUAGGUUACGGUCACAUAACGCCAAAGUCAUACAUGGGACGCAUACUGACCAUAGUCUACGCCAUCAUUGGCAUUCCGUUGUUCUUGAUUGUGCUCGCCGAUCUGGGCAAGCUUUUCACGAGAAGCGUCAAGUUCUUAUGGGUAUAUGUGAGGCGUAUUUACUACACGCGCUCCUGCCGACGCAUACGAAAGCAGCAACAGUUCCGGGACGCGAUGACCGGAAUCAACACGAUGUACGACAUGGCCCGACGACCGAGCAUGUUCUUUGGCAAAUCCGACGCUGUAGAAGAUGAGGAGUCGCGAGUCGAUGAUGAUCCUGAUGCUGAGGCGGGCAAAUCGCUGGGCACAUCGCAUCCGGAGACACCGACAUCGCCGUAUCCGGAGACCUUUGAGGUGGACGAUGAAUUUAAUUUGCCCAUCUCGGUGGCCACUUUGCUGCUCGUCACCUACAUUAUUCUGGGCAGCCUAAUGUACGCAUACAUCCUGGAGCCGAAUUGGAAAGUGAUAGAUGCCUUCUAUUUUGUGUUCAUCUCGAUGUCCACCAUUGGCUUUGGCGACAUGGUGCCCAGCAAUCCCUUCUACGUGAUGCUCAGCAUGAUCUAUCUGAUCUUUGGCCUCGCCCUCACCUCCAUGUUCAUCAAUGUGGUGCAGAUCAAGCUCAGCGAUCACUUCAAGGCUGCCAGUGCCAAGGUGGGUGCCACCAUCGGCAUGGGCAUGGCCAGUGAGUAUGACGACGGCUCCCAAAUAAAGACUCCAUCGGAGAUGGCCUCAGUGCAUGGCUCUCGCCUGGGACGCAUCGAGGAGGAUGGUCACGAGUCGCGUGGAAAUGAAGCUGCUGCAAAUUCGCGUCAGCAACCGCCCCUGACAUCGAUACUACGGCCUCCACGCCCCCUCUCGCCAGCGACCACCACGAGGGACAGCCCGCCCCCAUUGGCGCCCAGACGUCCAAUAAGUCCACCAGUUGUGCCAGUAGCAGAGGCUCCAAAGAAGAAAUACAGAUUCUUCUAGCCAAAGAAUGGAAAUUGAGAUCGCAUUUGACUCUUUGAGCAAGGAUUCGAGGAGGCUUACAUGGGGAGUCUUUUGAGCCUGAAGAUUAACUAAUUUUAAGCAAAUUUACAAAUGACAAAAAUGAAAGCGAAUUUAUGCUCCAGAAAGAGCCUAUUUAUUUGUUUCUCUAAUAAUUUAGUGUAAAAUAUAUACGUAUACAAAUAAAUCUAUAAUCA